Molecule: messenger RNA, 795 nt
Organism: Fusarium venenatum
Lineage: Eukaryota; Fungi; Ascomycota; Sordariomycetes; Hypocreales; Nectriaceae
Source: RefSeq, a predicted model, not a curated record
AUGACUUCAACAGCGCCCGCAAGGAGUCCUCCUGAAGGAACUGAAGGAGGGGCAUCCUCAAGCACCAAAAUCACUGCGCCAACUUUCCACGGCUUCCCAAAACUACCUCCGGAGCUCCGAGUCAAGAUCUGGAAAGCAGCAUGCCUGCCUCGAACUGACAACGACCACGGCAUCCAGUACAUCACCGUCGACGUUGUGGUAAAGGACGGGGUUGAUGAAGAUGUUGUCAUUUUGAACGAAAACCUCGACGGUUACGACGCCAACGCUCGAGUGGACCGCGAUGCGAAUGGAUAUGUCGUGCUGAGAGCCUUGGCUCACACCAAAAAUCGAUCUGUCAACACCCCGACAACUUCAAACGAUUACAAGGAAUCUGCCUACCUAUGGGAUGCAGGUCUCUGGAUUGCCUGCAGAGAGUCCAGAAAUGCCAUCGCCAAGCAUCUGGAUAUCGACGCACGCCUGCAAGUCGGUGACAGCGAGAUCAAGAAAUGUCCUGUCUCAUGGUACAAGAAGAAAUUCCUAUCAACUCUCGUCCCGCAUAAGAAAGACAAGGUCUGGCGCCCAAUGGUGGUCCCUCGCAGCGACAUCUUCUGUAUCGCCGCCGGUCCCCUCAGAGCUUUACCAAAGAACCCGCACGGCAUGAAGCCAUUGGCCCCAUUCCUUGGUCAGCGGAACUUCACCAUUACCGAAGACUGGAAAAUAGCUUUCAAGUUCGACAGCGGCUGGAACAAGGGCUUCCCACGCACUCUCCGCAAACUGCAGAGAGAGAAUUCCCCACGAGGCUUGUUGGCGAACUAG